AUGCAUCUGGACACUCUCGAAGCUCCCAAUUCGCCCUUCCUCAACUGGCCUGGUCUUGUGCGAUGGCUGGCAUCAACAAGGAGAUCGGGCAAGGAAGGGCUUUUCAGCUGGACAUGCCCGUGGCUUCCAUUCGCGCUGCUGCUCCUAUUCAGAUACGGCCUACGGUCCUCUUGCCAAUGGGGCCAGAGAUCCAUUGAGUCCCAAGAGUCAGCAUCGAAGCCGACCUUGGCCAACUUGACGGGCCUGGCACAGUUUCACGACCUCCCACAGGAGAUCUUGCGAGUCUCUGGGCAGGUUGCGGCUGGCCGGCUGGCUUCGAGCAGUCGCAGCUGGGCCGAAGGACUUCAGCCGCAUCUUCAGAGAGACCGGGUGCGCCUCUCGAUGCUGGAGAUAUUUUACAUCGGAGGGCGAAUGCUGAUGGAAGUCCACACGGCCCAAGAUCACGUCCAGCGGAUGCACGUGAAUGGAGAGGCCUGGCAGCAAGUCUCGCAGCUUCCGGGAGCACGUUGGGCAGCCGCUGCAGCUGUGCUGGAACAAGAGAUUCUGGUCAUGGGCGGCUACUCGGACGGCCAAGACUUGGACGUGGUCGACUGCUUCCAACCCGCUCAGUCAACAUGGCGGAGGCCACCAGAGCUUAAGCUCACAAGUCCCAGAUCUCUGUUUUCGGCCGCUGCUCUUGACGGGCGCAUCUACAUUGUUGGCGGGACAAGCUGCGGGCGUGAACAGGAUUUGUGCGAGCGCUGCGAUGGCGUAGGCUGGGAGUCUGUGCUCAAUCUUCCGCUCCCUCGUUUCGGCUGCAGCGCUGUCGUCACCGGGGGUGCGCUGUACACAAUUGGGGGAUUCUCACGCGGCCUGGUGUUGCGGUGCUGCGAACGCUUGGAUCCGUGUGCGAGAGCUUGGAGGGCCCUGCCAUCACCGACUGUUGCACGCUGGAGUGCCGCAGCGGUGACCCUCCACGGCAGGAUCUACGUUUGUGGAGGUUUCAAUGGAGGCUCUCCACUGGACAUUGUGGAGCGGUUCAGCCCGAGCGAGGAGUCUUGGGAGGUGCUUCCCAGCUUGACAACUCCGCGAAAGCACUUGGCCGCGGUCCGUGCGGGAGACUCCGUGUAUGUCCUUGGAGGGUUCGACGGCAAUGCCUCCACCGCUGCUGUGGAGCGAUUCAACAGCGGAGCGUGCGGAGCAACCGGAACCUGGGAAAAGAUGCGCCCUCUUCCAAUCGAAAGUGAGUGGGGUGUAGCUGUUGCCGUGUAA
Symbiodinium natans is the source of this 1251-nucleotide messenger RNA. NCBI's taxonomy places the organism in Eukaryota, Dinophyceae, Suessiales, Symbiodiniaceae. The record is from the annotation of a GenBank genome assembly.